AUGAGAGUGUUAAAAUCACUAGAGUCGGACUUGGAGAUCCCUCAAGUUGAUCUCUUGACGUUGCUGUUUGAUCCCAAAUGGGGCGACGCAGAAGACGAUACAGUGCUUCAUGUUGAAGCCGCGAAUCCUCGCAACACCGUAACCAAAUCAGAAGCCCGAGAUUUGGUACAGCGGAUAGCAUAUGUCCUGCGGAACAACUAUGGCAUUGGCGCGUCCGAGUCCGGCCGGGAUAUCGUCCUGGCUACCAGCUGUGGAAACCCCAUGAUACCCGUCGUCUUUUACUCGAUCGUCGCGGCCGGAGGAGUCUAUAGUGGUGCCAGCACAGCCUUUCGUCCGGCCGAAUUGGUGCGACAGAUGAAGGAUGCCGGAGGUGACCUGCGACUUCUCAUGUGCAGUGCGGAGUACGAACAAUCGACCGUCCAGGCUGCCAAACUUUGCGGCUUCCCACUCGAUCAGAUACUCGUCCUCGACUAUAGCACUCCUAAGCAGUGGACUCUGCGGACUUCGGAUCGCAAAGAUGCCCUCAAGCUUGGACAGGGCCAACGAAUGGAUUGGGAACGAAUUACGGACUUGAAAAAACUCGAGACGACCACGACCUGCCUUCUCUAUUCAUCCGGCACGACCGGCCUUCCCAAAGGCGUUCGACUCUCCCAAUGGUCUCUGGUUGCAAACUGCGUCUGUACGAUGUAUGUCGGCAAACGCUUCAAAGCCCAGAGUAAGAAUUCGUUCAAGUUCAGCACGAUUGGACACCUCCCUAUGGCGAACGUUGCGGGCAUUAGCUUGUACUCGUGCAAUCCCUUCUAUCUAGGCGGAACGGUGUAUUGGAUGGACAGCUUCGAUUUCGACCGCUUCUUGGAUUAUCAGAGACAAUUCAAGCCCUCGUAUCAAUUCAGCGUGCCGCCAAUCUGGCUGCGGAUUGCAAAGAGUCCGAAAGUGACAGAUCAGUUCGAUUCUCUGCAAGUGGCGGUUACUGGCAGUGCGCCGAUUGGGAAAGAAACCAUGCAGGAAGCGAGGCAGAAGCUGGGCAAAGGUAAGGCGUUUUUGUCGCAAACGUGGGGCACCACCGAGACUGCUGGAGUCAUCGCCGCACUGGAUUGGCGAGUCGAUGACAAGUCCUGGAGUGUCGGUACUCUGUGUCCAAACAUCACCAUGCGCAUCCUCGAUGAAAAUGACAACGACGUGGCCGAUCCAUCACGUGACCCGGGCGAGUUUCUUAUAGGUGGUCCCAUCCUCGCGGAAGGAUACCAUAACAACGACAAAGCGAACCGGGAGACAUUUGUCGAUGGAUGGUAUCGAACGGGAGAUAUUGGAGUCUACAAAGAUGGGCUGGUGUAUAUCAUGGAUCGCAAGAAGGAGUUGAUCAAGUUCAAAGGGAAUCAGGUGGCGCCGGCUGAACUUGAGGCUUUACUCACAUCGCACCCCAAAAUCGAAGACGCCGGCGUCAUUGGAAUCUGGAAUCGCGAACAAGAAACCGAGCUCCCGCAAGCCUGGGUGGUGCGGAGACAAGGAAGUAACGACACGCCCAUCAGCGAGCAAGAGAUCCUCGAUUUUGUAAAGGAGAACGUAUCGGGGUACAAGCAGCUGCGUGGGGGCAUCGUGUGGGUUGACGAAAUACCCAAGAGCGCAUCGGGUAAGAUCCUGAGAAAAGAGCUCAAGGCGAGGGCGGAGGAAUUAAAGGCCAAAUUGUGA
This is a messenger RNA of Neohortaea acidophila, 1689 nucleotides long. Its product is annotated as AMP-binding enzyme. Lineage: Eukaryota; Fungi; Ascomycota; Dothideomycetes; Mycosphaerellales; Teratosphaeriaceae. The record is from RefSeq and is a predicted model, not a curated record. Gene Ontology annotation, biological process: secondary metabolic process. The transcript has 6 exons. Gene Ontology annotation, molecular function: CoA-ligase activity. Bases 1 to 1689 code for a protein of 562 amino acids.